AUGACCAAGCGCGAUCUGCUCGAGGCAUUUGCUUUCCUAGGUAAACCGGGUCUCAUGCCACUGGAAAACAGAGGCCCGGGCAGAAAACUCAUCGAGCUUUACGAUUUCCUCGAUCUUCAUGCGGGAGAUCAGCACACCUUCCACUUUUCGCAUGGGGACUUAGCCGGUCGGAACAUCUUGGUGGACAAUGAGGGCAAUGUAGCUGCUCUCCUUGACUUUGGGAAUGCCGGCUUUCGACCUGGAGAACUAGCGGUGACCCUCCCGGACUUCAUUGAUAAUGAUGCCGACAAAACACUAUACAUCAGCGCCCUACAGCGAGCGAAUGGAUCGUUAUAUCGGUAUUACAUCGAUGGCACAGAGCAACGCAAGAUGUACGAGUAUUCUCCAAGGAGCUGA
Dacryopinax primogenitus is the source of this 396-nucleotide messenger RNA. RefSeq lists its product as uncharacterized. The coding region runs from base 1 to 396 and encodes 131 amino acids. The record is from RefSeq and is a predicted model, not a curated record. Lineage: Eukaryota; Fungi; Basidiomycota; Dacrymycetes; Dacrymycetales; Dacrymycetaceae. Gene Ontology annotation, molecular function: protein kinase activity. Gene Ontology annotation, biological process: protein phosphorylation. The transcript has a single exon.